Molecule: messenger RNA, 1576 nt
Organism: Diachasma alloeum
Lineage: Eukaryota; Metazoa; Arthropoda; Insecta; Hymenoptera; Braconidae
Product: facilitated trehalose transporter Tret1
Exons: 3
Coding region: 158-1402 (414 amino acids)
Biological process (GO): transmembrane transport
Cellular component (GO): membrane
Molecular function (GO): transmembrane transporter activity
Source: RefSeq, a predicted model, not a curated record
UAGUUUAGUUUUGUGAGAAUGUGACAAUAUUUAGUGCAGUGUUUUCUUUCUCUGGUAGCACUUUACAUGCUACGGCGGUAUAUUCGCUGGUAGUACGCCUUACGGAUGGAGUUCACCAGUUCUCCCAUUGUACAAACUGGACGAUUCCCCCCUGUUAAUGACAGACGAUGAAGGAGCCUGGAUUGCAUCAGCUUUUAUGUUGGGCAAUGCAAUUGGCCCUCUGAUGUCGAUCGCACUUUCGCAGCACACAGGACGGAAAACCCUGUUGAUAGCUGCAAGCCUGCCAUGGUUUGUGGGCUGGGCGAUGAUUAUUUUCGCUCGUUCUCCAUGGGAACUGCUUGUCUCAAGGAUCAUCUCUGGCCUGGGCACAGGAUUGAGCUUUUCAGUUUUGCCCAUGUAUUUGGGUGAGAUUGCUCCGGCGAAAAUUCGGGGCAUUUUGCUCACUAUAAUAACGAUGUCUCAGAGAUUGGCUGUACUAUUUUCAUAUGCGAUCUGUCCCUUUGUGUCUAUCCAAACAAGUGCACUCAUUUCGCUAGUGCUCCCGAUACCCUUUGUCUGCUGCUUCAUAUGGUUGCCAGAGUCCCCGUACUACUGGGUGCGGCGUGGAUAUCCCGAAGAAGCCGCUAAAUCGCUGGCUGCCUUCCGCGGGACCAAUAAUAUUCAAGCGGAACUCCAGAUCAUAGAAAAAUCCGUCAUUGCCGAAAUGGCUCACAGUGGUGGAUUAAGAGAACUCUUUUGCGUUCCGGGAAAUUGUAAGUCCAUGAUUAUUGGUCUUGUUCUGAGGCUAUUUCAACAAUGCUCUGGGAAUCAGGCGAUUAUGAUGUACAGCGAGACCAUAUUCGAUCAGGCUAAUGUCGAACUAGAGGGGAAAUACUUGGCGAUAAUAUUAGGCGCAAUCCAGGUAAUUGGCACGGUACUUUGCACAUUGUUCGUCGAUCGUCACGGGCGACGUCCGGCGUUACUAUUUUCGGCCAUCGGAUCCAUGAUCACCAUGAGCACCGUUGCCAUUUACUUUCAUCUACAGUAUUUGAAUCUCAGCACUAAUUCGAUAGAGUGGUUGCCUGCGACUGGAUGCAUGCUUUACGUCGUAUGUUUUUGUUACGGUUACGCUCCGCUGCCGACGACAAUGAACGGCGAACUGUUCCCAACAAAUGUGAAGUCUCUUGCGUGCGCAAUUAAUGUUUCAUUUGCGAAUCUGACUGGCUUCUUCGUUGGGAAAUCUUAUCAGCUCAUUAGCGAUUCAAUUGGUGUUCACGUUGCCUUCUGGAUAUUCACAGUUUGCAACUUAGGUGGCAGCAUUUUCAUCUACUUGUGGAUGCCGGAGACUAAAGGGAAAACUCUGCAGGAAAUUCAGGAGGAGUCCCAUCACAAAAAUAGUGAAAAUCAUGUGACACAUACGUAGAAUAAGUCAAAUACGGUCCAAUCUUCGUACAAGAUACCACAGGGACUGUAGGGGAAUGAAAUUCCGAUAAUUACGUAUCCCCCACUUUACUAGCACUCAGAGGGGAAAAUAUUUUGAUUUGAUAUUCUUCGUACAAGAUACUAGACGAAACUUUGGCAAAACGUUAUUUGAACU